Messenger RNA from Armigeres subalbatus, 4447 nucleotides. RefSeq names its product chromatin assembly factor 1 subunit A (gene Caf1-180). Gene Ontology annotation, biological process: nucleosome assembly. Gene Ontology annotation, cellular component: CAF-1 complex; nucleus. NCBI's taxonomy places the organism in Eukaryota, Metazoa, Arthropoda, Insecta, Diptera, Culicidae. The transcript has 5 exons. The record is from RefSeq and is a predicted model, not a curated record. Bases 388 to 4188 code for a protein of 1266 amino acids.
GCUCUUUUUCAAACGUCAAACGCGUUUUCUUCUGCCAGUGAUCGGUUCGUGCGGUUUUACGUCGUGCGAGGUGAAAAACACGUAGAUUUUCCGAUUUUGCAGUGGAAAAUUACAAAAUUGUUGGUUAUUCGGCUAAGGAUAAUUAGUGCUAGAGACUGUGCGCUUAGUUUUUCCCGCGUGCUGCUAAUUUGUUGUGGAGAAUUUUGUGUUCUGUGAUUAGGAAGUCGGUAAAGGUUGAACAGACGGGUUGACCCCAUCGGUAGCGCUAAAUCUUCCGGGGAAGAAAGGAUUUUUUUUCAUAUGCACUCUUGAAGAGGUAGUGAUCAAGAAGGAAAAGUGGGCAGGCACAAGGAAUAAGAAGAGUGAUAUUUUGGUUUUGAGGAAAUAAUGGCAUCGCUCGCCAAAGGCGAUAAACUUUCGCCUUCAUCAGCGGCGAAGAAGUUGAAACAAUCCAGACUUCCAUUUCAGAUUUUGAGUGGAUCACCGGUGGCUUUUUCGGAACCAACGAAAACAACUCCUUCACGUAAGCGCAAGCCCUCGAUCGAAGCGGACGUAAACAGGGCUACUAAAAUUGGUCGCACUUCGGAAGCCAAAGAAAAUGUCAAAGAUCCUGUUGAAGCGGUCGUAGUUUUAGAUGAGGAGAGUAUAGAGGCACCGACUGAAAGCGUUGCUCCUACAGUUGAAAUACAGGAAGAAAGUUUAUCGCAAACUCCUACGAAAAAGGCCGAUGAAAGUAAUGACGCAUCUGGUAGUGCGAAAAAGGAUGACCGAAUUAUGAUCAAGUUUCCCGUAGGGAAGAAAAAGGCCCGUAAGAGUAAUGCCGGGGAAGGAUCAGCGAAGAAAAAGGGUCAAAAGGAGAAAAAGAAGCAACGUAAGUUGGAUAAGAAAACUAAAGGCAACGAAUCAGUCGAGCCAGCGGAAGAAUCGAUUAUGAUCGACGAUGAUAGCGACCUGUCAGAUGCAGAGAAGGAAGAUGAAAAAGGUGUGGUGAAAGUUACAGAUACUCCCGAGGAUAACAAACAAGAUCAGGACGAAGAGGAUAAGAUCGAACAAAAUAAUGUAGAAUCUGCUGCAGUGAUUUCUUCUCAAGAUGAUGCGGUUGAAGACCAGGAGGAAUCGAUGAAAGUUGUAGCAAGCGUAGAAACAUCAGAAGACAAAUCCGCAGUUCCGAACACAACUAAAGACAAGUCAGACGAAGACAAGUCGGGCGCAGAUACUGAAAUCGAAAACAAAUCUGAUAAGUUGACCGAAGUCGAGAAAGUUGAUGAAAAAUCAGAUACUGCAGUCAAAUCUGAUGAGCAAAUAAAUGAAUUGAAGCAGAAAGUUGAGGACGAAGCAGUUACUCCUCGUCGUAUGCGUCUUCCGAGAGCAGCUACACAGAAAACUAAUGAAUCUGAACUGCAAAAAGCUGAAGGCACCCCAAAACGGAGCAAAUCGACGAAGAAAUCCCCUGCUGAUGAAAAGUCAGCUUCUAAAACACAGAAAAGGCAAAGUUCUGCUGAGGUGGAUUCGCCUCAGGUCAAGGACAAACCGAACACUGAAAAUAAAAAGGAAAAUGAGAAAACAAAGAAAUCAAGCGCUGGUGCAUUGGAUAAAUUGUUUGCCAAAAUUCAAACCGAAAACAAGAAAAAGCCAAAUGAUUCGACUGAAAUUCUGAAGACACCAGAAAAAAAUCCUUCCAAAGCGGAUGACGAACUCAUGGAGGUCGAUCAGCAGGAAGAAGCUGGCGCUAAAAAUCCCAACACCAGCGCCAUUAGCGUCACUAUCUGUUUGGACGAGUCCAACGAUGGCGCAGCGGAUGGUGACGACGAGGAAAAUGCCUACAUGUUGUGCACGCCCAACUCGAAGGAGCGCUCCUUGCUGUCGGAUAGCAAACAGGAGAAAAAACUCACUCCCAAGCAGUUAGCGCGGAGGAAAGAAGCCGAACAAAGACACGCUGCUAAAUUGCAAGAAAUGGAGGAAAAGAAGAAAAAGAAGCUAGAGGAAAAGGAAACCAAGCAACGUGAGAAGGAAGAACAGGAACUGUUGAAGAAGAAGGAAAAAGAGGAAAAGGAGGAACAGAAGCGCAAGGAACGGGAAGAGAAGGAAGAGCAGAAACGCAAAGAGAAAGAAGAGAAGGAGGAACAAAAACGCAAGGAAAAAGAAGAGAAGGAACGGAAAAGGCUAGCGGAAGUGGAAGCGAAAACCGAAGAAAAGCGCAAGAAGGAGGAACAAAAGGAGGAAGAACGGAAGAAGAAGGAAGAGGAAAAAGAAGCAGAGGUGAAGCGUAAACAGAAGACUGCGCAGGCCUUCCAGAGUUUCUUCGUAAAGAAACCAGUGCAAAAAGAUUUGAAACAAUCGGAUGAUGAGAACUCGAUGGAUCGUCAGUCUGUAGGAGACGGUAUCGAUGUGGUGCCUCGCUUGGCAUUCAUGCCCUUCUGUGUGAAGGGCGAUAUGCGAUUGGCUCCAGUGUGCAGAGUAUUCCUGGGAAUGGAACGCAAAAAGCGUUUGGAAGAAAUGUUACUUGAACCCGACGCAGGAAAGAACGAACGGAAUGGAUUGUACCUGCAGCAGUUGAAAAACAAAAACUACGUGGUUGGCAAAUGCGAACGUACAAAAACGGCACCGGAUGACGAGGGGGAGGACGACGAUGUAAUGAUCGUAGAUGAUAACGUGUGUCAUCAGAUCGAAGUAGACCCGGCAGCUUCCCCAUCCCGCCGCUAUCGUGCCAAGUACUUCCUAUUUGAGGAAAACCGUCGUCCGCCGUAUCGGGGAACGUGGCGGAAGCAAAGCACGCAGAUCAAACCACGACGCCCCUUCGUCCAGGAUACUAAAUUCUUCGAUUACGAAGUCGACUCGGAUGACGAGUGGGAAGAGGAGGAACCGGGCGAGUCGCUCCACGGCAGUGACGACGAAAAGGAUGUCGACCCAGUCGAAGAAGACUACGAAGUGGACAACGAUUUCUUCGUGCCGCAUGGUCACUUGAGCGACGAAGAGAUGCAAGCAGAGGACGACGUCAUUGAGGACAACAGUCCGGAAACCCAGAAGGCUAAGUUGAAAAUCAUGCAGCAAGAAUUUGCCGCCGAAAUGAAGAAGAAAACGGAGAAAAUCAAACCUCGCCUUAUCGGUUGCCUGUGGGAGAAUGGACCCGGUGAGGAACCAGAAUGUUCAGCCGUGAUUAGGGAAAUCCUCAAAGCCCGAGCCAUGUUGUUCGAUCCAGAGGAACCCAUUUCGUUUACUGUGCAGAAAAAUGAGCCGGAAUCGAACAGUUCAUCACCUUCGAAAGAAAAGGAACAAACCGAGCGAAAGCUCAAACAGAUCAAACUGGUGGACGAGGGUGUGAAGGAGCUGAUUACACUCAUCCACGGAAGCGCUCUGAAUAGAAAGUUCCUAAUAAAAGAAUUCUUGGCAUACUGGGCCAAGCGGAGGGACGAGGGAGAAAUUAACGCGCCACAGUUCGCUCACGAUAGUAUUAGGACGAAAAUUCUGCAAGUUGCCAGCUGGAGACCCUGCCCAGAUGAAGGGCCAAUGCAGAACAAAAUGUGUUGGUAUGUAAACAAAGAAGCACUGGUCAAAUACGGUUUGAUAGACUUGAAAAUACCCACUGGAUGGGAGUUCAUUCUGAAACCUAUCAUCAAAAGCAAGAAGGAGAAAAAACCGAGAAAGGAAGAUGCAGUGAAGGACGCCGAGGAUGAUGGUGAUAAGAAAUCGGAAACGAAAAAGGAAUCUCCUAAAGAUAAACAGAAAAAUGAUGGACCGCAAUCGACUCCUAGCUCAGCAUCGAAAUCAAAAACACCUGCCGCCCCUGCCUCCAACAUCACCAAGUUCACGAAAAAACUCUCCGAAGACGACAAACGGAAACAGUUUGCAGCGAAGGGUCGCAAAUCUGCCACCGCAUCGCCCAACAACGGAAGCAGAAAAUCUGCCGCUGUCUCCUCGCCGGUGGUCGCUUCGCCCAGUUCGGACGCAAAACCGGCCACCAAAAAGCGUGUCCAACUGCUGAUGUCAGUGCCACGGGGGCAAAGCAUAAAUCAGACCACCAAGAGCAAUCUAAUCAGCCAGUUUCUGGCCAAAGGUGGGACCACCACAAGCAGUGAUAAGGGCAGUGCGAAGGUGCCGGAAUCGAUGGAGGUUGAUCCUCCCGUCGCGAAUGGAAACCACGGUGGACAAGCGACCGAGCCUGGCGAAGUCAUUGUUUUAGAUGAUUAGGGCUAAGCUUUUUUUUUAUUGAGCAAUGGGUUCGGAGUGUAUCAGUCGUUGCAAAUAAAAUAUUUUGUAAUUUAUUACACACUAAUUAUGAUCGAUAUUGCUUUAAGGAUCCAUGAUUUUCCUCUUAUAUAUUAUAUUAUAUUAGUCAUAAGCAUAUUUAGCUCAAUAGUUAUACAGUUAUCGCUACUAACCGUAUCUAGUACUGUUACUCAGUUCAGGCGUUUUUAAUUGAGAAAUAUACAAAAGAAUAGAAUAGCAU